This is a messenger RNA of Symbiodinium natans, 909 nucleotides long. NCBI's taxonomy places the organism in Eukaryota, Dinophyceae, Suessiales, Symbiodiniaceae. The record is from the annotation of a GenBank genome assembly.
AUGCUGGACGAUGUUGCCAGUUCAUACCAGGCCUUCCUGAUCGAUUCCGGGGCCCUGUACAUUGACCUGAGGGAUGAGAACAGCCUGGAGGCCAACGCGUCAAGGGUGGAUUACACGCGCCACAUGAUGGCGUCAGACGACUUCACUUCUCAGAUGCAAGAGGCCGGAGCUCAAAGUUGCAGCGAGGAUGCUCUGACUCCGUCAUGGAGGUGCAACAGCUUCGCAGCCCUGGGAAAUGCUUUGUUGCCGUGGCAGAAAGGCAUCUCACAGGAGGACACCUUGCGCGCAGUUCGCAUCGCAGACAAGGACGGUGCCCAACAAGCGGUGGUCUUCCGAUUAGUUGAAAAGCACGACGGUGCAGAACUUCGACUCCUGGCCACCGCAGAGGCAUCCGAGCAGUCGGAUCUGGUCGACUGCAUCGCAGCUGCGAUCAUUGCUGCAGUGGGACCCAUGCUGCUGGAGGGCAUGCCCAGGCUCGAGGUGGCGGUCAGCUUGCGCAACGAAGCUGUAUCACGAAGGAUGUCGACGCUUUGGAGUCCUCCGUACGGACGUCGCGAGGACGUGCCGCCACCUCUGUUCAGCUUCUGCAGCGAGCAAAAGGACUUCUGGGAUAUUCCGUUGCCGAGCUCUCUUUGUCAUGCUUUCCGACCAACUUGCAAGAACGCCAAGGUGAUGCAGCUUCAGGCGGAGGAAGAGCAGUGCUACAUCUUCAGACUGCUCAGGGCGUAUGCAGAGCUGCUUCGCUAUAGGCCUCUGGGCCAUGCAAUGGAGGAGCAGGCCUUGACGAUGGAUGAUCUGAUCAUGGCAUCUGGGGCAGCGGUCUUGAAAUCCUGGCCUGUGGAGCUAAAUCCCUCCGCCCAAGAUCUGAUGUCACAAUGUGAUAUGCUCGUGGCUCGGGCAGCUGCCUGA